This is a messenger RNA of Arabidopsis lyrata subsp. lyrata, 1441 nucleotides long. Its product is annotated as GATA transcription factor 6. The coding region runs from base 331 to 1275 and encodes 314 amino acids. The transcript is spliced from 4 exons. Gene Ontology annotation, cellular component: nucleus. Gene Ontology annotation, molecular function: zinc ion binding; sequence-specific DNA binding. Gene Ontology annotation, biological process: positive regulation of DNA-templated transcription. The record is from RefSeq and is a predicted model, not a curated record. NCBI's taxonomy places the organism in Eukaryota, Viridiplantae, Streptophyta, Magnoliopsida, Brassicales, Brassicaceae.
UGAAAAACUUUCACCAAACAAAAGUAUUUAUUUCGCUUUUAUCUUUAAAAUUAUUCUAUUUUGGGUUCUUGGGAAAAGAAAGAUUGAGAAAAAAGAAAGGAACGAAAGAAAAAAGAAGAGAAAACUCACCACUUUAUAGUUUUAGUAGAGGAGGGGGCUUUGGGCUGGGGCUCUAUCAUAUUCAAUGCUUUACCAAACUCACCUCUUCUUCUAAAUUCUCACCACUCUUCUUCAUACUCUCUAUCUCCUUCACCGACAUAUCUCCUCUCUUCACUCUCUGUCUCUCAUCUCAGGGGGGAGUUUUUUUAUUUUAAGAUAAAUUUUGGAAACAUGGAAAGUGUUGAAUUGGCGUUGAAGAACAGUAACAGGAAAGAUAAAAGCCUCACCGUCACCGGCGGCGCCCAAAAUGGGGAAGAUUUCUCCGUCGACGACUUGCUUGACUUCUCUAACGAAGACGACGACGACGUUUUCGUUGAGGAUGAGACUGAAUUGAAAGUACAAAGAAAAAGAGGAGUCUCUGACGAAAUUACCCUUCACCGGACUAACGAUUUCUCCACCGCCGAUUUCCCCACAAGCGAGCUCGCCGUUCCGAUGGAUGAUUUAGCGGAACUUGAAUGGUUAUCAAAUUUCGUAGAGGACUCUUCUUUCACGCCGUAUUUGGCUCCGACGAAGAAACCGGUUUGGUUAACCGGAAAUCGGAGACAUCCUGUACCAUCGGUUAAAGAAGAGACCUGCUUCAAAGCUCCUCCUCCUCCGGUUAAAACCAGGCCCAAACGAGUCAGAACCGGAGUCACCGGCUGGUCUCAUGGUUCGGACUCAUCUUCCAGUUCUACUACAUCGUCGUCUUCCUCUUCUGGUCCUUCAAGCCCUCUAUGGCUCGCCGGCGCUGAGUUUCUUGAUGAGUCUGUGGCUAAAACACAGAAGAAGAAGAAGAAGAAGAAGAAGGUUUGUAAAAACGCUGGUCAGACGCAGACGCAAACGCAAACGCAGACUCAAACGCAGGGGAGGCGGUGUGGUCAUUGUGGCGUUCAGAAAACGCCGCAGUGGAGAGCAGGACCAUUAGGAGCUAAAACCUUGUGUAAUGCGUGUGGUGUGCGUUACAAAUCGGGUCGGUUAUUACCCGAAUAUAGACCCGCUUGUAGCCCAACUUUCUCGAGUGAGCUUCACUCCAACCACCACCGUAAAGUCAUUGAGAUGCGUCGGAAGAAGGAGGCUUCUGAUGAGGCUGAUCAAACCGGUUUGAACCAGCCGGUUCAGGUUGUGCCGAAUUUUUGAAGAAAUUGGAAAGGUUCUUAGAGCAGAAUUAGGAUUCGACCCGGUUCAGAUUUAGCACCACUUAGUAUGUUAAAGGAUUAUCAGAUUAUGUAUGUUUUUUAAAUUUGAUUUUUGUUCGUUGUAGUAGGUUUUUUUUUUGUUUUUAGUAACUGGUUAAAAAUUUUAA